AUGAUAAUUUUAGCACGAUUGUGGCUGCAGUUGGAGAAGGCAGAUCCAUUUACAACAAUUGAAAGCCUUUAUCCGAUGGCCCACCUGCGAACAGCCUUGGGUUUUAAGCCACCAGACAAAUACAUCAUGAAAAAAGCCCCUCGCAGGAGUGAUGAUAUCUUAAUUAGUCCUUGGAUUUUAUUCCGAUAUCUCAUCCUCCCCAUUUCAUCUAUUUUAGCUUCCAAUCUUGUUAAGGUCACUGCUGUUGUUGGGCUUUGGGGAUGGACAACUGUUACCCUUUCAAUCGCCUCUUUAUUGAUGGUUAUCCGUUGUAGCAGUAAAGAUCCUGGUUAUGUGAAUAUGUCGGGAGGGAUAAAGAAUAAUGUUGAUGCCGAGGUAUGCUUUCUUUCUGAUUAA
Messenger RNA from Lactuca virosa, 396 nucleotides. Lineage: Eukaryota; Viridiplantae; Streptophyta; Magnoliopsida; Asterales; Asteraceae. The record is from the annotation of a GenBank genome assembly.